AUGGCGAGUUUAGAGAUUGAACGAGGGAAGUUGGACUCUUCUAUACGCAAUUUAAAGCUCUCGGGUCAUGUAGGUUUUGAUAGUCUUCCAGAUCAAUUAGUAAAUAAAUCAGUUCAAAAUGGAUUUGUAUUUAAUAUCCUUUGUAUUGGUGAAACUGGUUUAGGUAAAUCGACUCUUAUGGAUUCAUUAUUCAAUACAAGCUUUGAAUCUACUCCAAGUCCACAUAAUCUAGCAUCUGUAAAGUUGAAAGCACAUACCUACGAAUUACAAGAAAGUAAUGUUAAACUUAAACUUACCAUUGUUGAUACAGUCGGAUAUGGGGAUCAAAUUAAUAAGGAAGAUAGCUUUAAAACAGUUGUUGAUUAUAUAGAUGCACAAUUUGAAGCAUAUUUACAAGAAGAAUUGAAAAUCAAACGCUCUCUGUCAACUUAUCAUGAUAGUCGUAUCCAUGUUUGUCUCUAUUUCAUUUGUCCAACAGGUCAUGGACUUAAAUCAAUUGAUCUUGUAUGUAUGAAAAAGUUGGAUACAAAAGUUAACAUUAUUCCAAUUAUUGCUAAAGCUGAUACAAUAUCAAAGACUGAAUUGCAAAAGUUCAAGAGUAAAAUAAUCUCAGAAUUGCAAAAUAAUGGAGUUCAUAUAUAUCAAUUUCCAACAGAUGAUGAAAGUGUAGCUGAUGUAAAUUCUAGUAUGAAUGCACAUGUACCUUUCGCAGUAGUUGGUAGUACUGAUUUUGUACGAGUUGGAAACAAGAUGAUGCGUUCACGGCAAUAUCCUUGGGGUACAGUUCAAGUGGAGAAUGAAUCUCAUUGUGACUUUGUAAAGUUACGUGAGAUGCUCAUUAGAACAAAUAUGGAAGAUAUGCGUGAAAAAACCCAUUGUCGUCAUUAUGAAUUGUACCGUAAGAGAAGAUUAGAGCAGAUGGGAUUUAGUGAUGUUGAUAGUGACAACAAACCUGUAAGUUUUCAACAAACUUGUGAAGCAAAAAGAUCUAUUCAUUUACAAGAAUUACAACAAAAAGAAGAUGAAAUGAGACAGAUGUUUGUUGCAAGAGUAAAAGAAAAAGAAGCUGAACUUAAAGAAGCUGAAAAGGAGCUCCACAAUAAAUUUGAUAAAUUAAAAAAAGAUCAUACGGAAGAAAAAAAGAAAUUGGAAGAAAAUCGAAAAAAACUUGAAGAUGAUAUCUUAGAGUUUAAUAGACGCAAAACGCAAUUUGCUCAACAACCACAACAUCAUACACUUACAUUAGGGAAAAGUAAGAAAAAGUAAUAUAUCUAAAUGCAAAAAUAUAAUUCUUGUAUAAGGAGAUAUUAACAAAAAUAGAACUAUAAUCAGGAUAAUAGUAUUAAUUUAUAAUUUAGAUGCAAUAUUUAUCCAAAGUGUAAAAGAUAUACAAUCUUUGUAAAAAAAAUAAAACAGAAAAACAACCAUUGCACAACACAA
Vespa mandarinia (Asian giant hornet) is the source of this 1440-nucleotide messenger RNA. RefSeq names its product septin 2 (gene Septin2). Lineage: Eukaryota; Metazoa; Arthropoda; Insecta; Hymenoptera; Vespidae. Gene Ontology annotation, molecular function: GTP binding. The record is from RefSeq and is a predicted model, not a curated record.